Penicillium lagena is the source of this 1359-nucleotide messenger RNA. RefSeq lists its product as uncharacterized. The transcript is spliced from 5 exons. Gene Ontology annotation, biological process: mitotic intra-S DNA damage checkpoint signaling; DNA replication checkpoint signaling; cellular response to ionizing radiation. Bases 1 to 1359 code for a protein of 452 amino acids. The record is from RefSeq and is a predicted model, not a curated record. Gene Ontology annotation, cellular component: checkpoint clamp complex. NCBI's taxonomy places the organism in Eukaryota, Fungi, Ascomycota, Eurotiomycetes, Eurotiales, Aspergillaceae.
AUGACAACUCUCUCCCUAUCGCUGGCCCCGCCAGCCUUGAUCAGGCUCCACGACGCCUUGACAUGUCUCUCCAAGUUCAGUGAGACGGUCGCCAUCGAGGCAGAGCACGACCUGCUCCGCUUGAGCGCAAUUAACUCCACCAAGACGGCGUACGCGGCGUUUGCGUUCGCCAGGGAGCUGUUCUUCGAGGCGUAUGCCUUCAGCACCGAUGGCAACAGUCGGGCUGCGCGUCAUCACCAGAGCACGACAAGUAGUGCGCCUUCGGAUCGGUUCUGCUGCCAGAUCUAUAUCAAGGCUCUGUUAUCCAUCUUCCGUGGUCGCAUCGACCGGAACAAAGACACCGCCGUGGAGCGCUGCGACAUGGAGAUCCGCGAAGGUCCGCAGCAGGCUGAGUGUCGGCUAACUGUUAGGAUGAUCUGCGGCCUGGGCGUGAUCAAAUCGUACAAGCUCACCUACGAGCCUGCAACCGUUCAGCAUGCCGUCUUCGAUCGCACAAAGGCUCUCAACCAGUGGACUGCGGACCCGCGGUUUUUGAGGUCGAUAAUCGACCACUUCAGCUUUUCAGCCGAGCAGCUGGAUAUGUACUCCGACUCGGGCAAGGCGGUGUUUACCAGUUUUACGACCAAGAUUACCGAGGGAAAAGAAGUCCUCAAACAUCCCGUCCACACCUCCGUGGCCAUCGACAAGAGGGACUUUGCCGACUUCCUCGUCGAGAACAAACUGCACGUAGCAAUCAACCUAAAAGAUUUCAAGGCCGUGGUCACCCACGCCGAGACGAUGAAUGCCACCGUCACAGCACGAUACACACGCCCCUGCAAGCCGCUCCAGCUGGCAUAUGAGUUCGAGGGUGUCGACGCACAAUUCACGCUAAUGACGCGUGGCGAAGCCGUCGAAGGAGGCGACGACGAUAUGCCGGCCUCCUCGCGCGCCUCGAUGCCACGGCAGCUGUCUGCACGGCCGACGCCCGGACCAGCUCUGACUCCAGCAGAGAGAGCCAGGCGAAAUCCGAAUCCCGCUCCGGAAAUGCCGCCUCCGCCAGCAGCGCGCAGUCGGUCGAUCCGCCCGCUGACGGGCUUGUCUACUCAGGAGAAUUUCGCGCAGAGAGCUAGUGUGGAGCAGCGACCGUCAGCAUCGUCCACGUCAAUGGACUUUGAUAGCUUGUUUGUACCGGCGGAUGAUGAUCGGCAGUGGGAUGAGAUGAAUGAGGAAGAAGAGCCGCAGGAUAUUCUGGGGUGGGAUGCCACGGGCCAGGUUUGUGGUUUUGCGCGCUGUUUUCCUUUUGUGUCCUUGCUGAUCAUCGCAUGCAGGAGACCUUCCAAGCUACGUUGCGCGAUGAGGAGCCUGAUUUUUCCAGACUGA